Molecule: messenger RNA, 2763 nt
Organism: Acanthamoeba castellanii str. Neff
Lineage: Eukaryota; Discosea; Longamoebia; Acanthamoebidae
Product: Histone methylation protein DOT1
Exons: 8
Coding region: 1-2763 (920 amino acids)
Biological process (GO): DNA repair; regulation of transcription regulatory region DNA binding; DNA damage checkpoint signaling
Cellular component (GO): nucleus
Molecular function (GO): histone H3K79 methyltransferase activity; DNA binding
Source: RefSeq, a predicted model, not a curated record
AUGUGGGAGCAGGUGUUGGAGUUGACCCCCGAGUACGAUCCCAAGAUAUUGCGACGCUAUGCUCCGGCCAGUAAGGAGGUGUAUGGUGAAGUCAAUCCGGUGCUGGUCAGCGACUUCAUCAAGGCUCUUAAACUGUCGAGCCAAGAUGUGCUCUACGAUCUCGGCAGUGGCGUGGGGAAUGUAGCGGCACAGACCGGCUGUGUGGCCGUUGGCGUCGAGAUUCGCAGCGAGCUCACUUCGAUUGGCCAAGCCCUGCUCAAAAACUAUCAGACUCUGUUGCGAAGAACCCACCUCUUGCGAGGAGAAGUGCAACUCGUGUGUGGGGACAUUCUAAGCCCCGAGGUGGACCUCAGCAAGGCGACGGUCGUCUUCUUGAACAACUACUGCUUUCCACAGCACCUGGAGCAAAGCGUGCUCAAGAAAUUCAAGGCGGGCCUCAAGAACGGAGUUCGAAUCAUCACGCUCAAGGACUUUGCACCUCGAUUCCGGCCUACAAGCACUCGCUUUGUGAAGAGCUAUUGCCACCUCUUCAAGUUUCCCUGGCUCAAGUGCGCCAAUCUCCUCGCUUCCCUCGAACUGCCUUUGUCUAUGCCUAGCCUGACCCUUCGACUUCGCUACGGCCUCUACUUCAGGUGUCGCUCUUCGCCCGAUGCAGUAUCCUGGACGGACAAGAGCGUGGAGUACUUUAUUUAUCAAGUCGAUCGCAACAACCUCGCACGGCAGAAGGCGUUCAAAGAGGCAGCCAAGAAGGGGCUCCGGCUCAGCGACAACCUGGUGUGCUCGCUUAAGGACGGUGAGAUCGUCGUUGAGGCGGCGGUGCCUCCUCCGGCUGCUAAGGGCAAAGGGAACGAAAGCGAAGAGAACAGUGACGUCGAAAUAGGCGCUCUCAUGCAGGCCGAGUUCCGAGGUGAUUCGGCCAAGCACCUCCUUCACGUGCUGCGCGGGGGACACGCGCUCACCCAGAUGCUCAAGUCCCUCGGCUGCGACACCGCCAAGUUGGAGGCGAGCAACCAGCGAGCAGGAGAAAAACUGAAGGAGGCAGAACUGAACGGCGAUUUGGACAGGGCCGAUGGUGCUCGACCGAGAAAAGCCGCAAGAAAAGGCCAACACUCAAGGUCCUCCGCGGCCAGUUCGGCGUCGUCUUCGACUUCACCGGCGGUGGUGCUCGUCGCUACCGACGACAGCUUUGAAGAGCUCAUGGAGCGGUUUACAACGUGGCAAGCGGAGACCCGGAAGAAGGACGGCAAGCGCGGUCGAAAGGCCAAGCGAUCCAAGCCCGAAGACCAACGCGAAACGCCCGUCACCCUGGCCGCACUCAACGACGAACUGAAGAGGUGGGAGAAGGAGGUGAAGCUGUCCAAGAAGCGCUCCACCCCGCACAACGUGUCGACAUCGGGAGGCAGCGAGUGGAAGGCUCUCGCCGCCGACUAUGCCAAGUGGAAGCGACAACACGACACCCGCCAACACUCCAGCAGUCCCUCGUUGGCGCCUGAUGACCCGAAGACGGAAGAGGCGGCAGCGGUGGCCGAGCCAUCGAAGAGUUCCAGUCUCUGGGACCAAGCGCCACCGACCACCGGCUCUACUCCCGUUAUGGAGUACAGUCUGCCUCCGGGGUGGGUCCGAAAGAUCAGGUGCGAGCCCGGCGGCCGGCGGCGGUACAAGUUCAUCUCUCCCACGGGCAGAGUGUUCGUGUCCUUGAAGAGCGCGCGCGAGCACAUCGAUGAGGAACGGAUAAGCCGCAAGCGCUCCGAGGACACUUCCGACUCGUCUCCCGCCACUACGCCGCCGACGCCGCGGAGAUACGCGAAGCGUCGAUCGGAGGAACUGCGUCAACUCGCUACCGCGCCCAACAAGAAGCAACGAGAAACGAAGGAAGAGAAGGAGGAGGAGGAAAAAGAAGAGAAGCACGACGACGACAACGGUGACAAAGAUGAAGACGGCGCAACCAGCAAAGACGGUAACAGCAGCAUGGAAGCCAAGGCGAACGAGGAGGUCGAGGCAGGGGAGAGGAGGCAGGGACACUACACGCCCAACAACGCGAAUGACCAGCUGCCGGAAGGGUGGCGCCGGCGCAAGCGGGGCCGGUACUGGACGUACACGAGCCCGGACGGGACCCUGUACCGAUCGCGCAAGCAGGCGCUUCUCGCCGUUAAUAGUCAGUCGGGCGUUCAGAUCGACAGCGAAGAGCAGCAGCAGCGAGAAGAGAGCGAGAAGAAGGGCGAAGAAGACGAGAACAAGGAGGUGGGGCAAGCAGCUCCGGACGAGGGAUGUGUACAGACGACGACGAAGAGGAGGCUGGCGCGACGAUCGGCGCCUGCCGCGCUCGAGAGAAAGCGGAAGCAGGACAUGCAGCGCGAGGUGGAGGCCAAGGAGGCGCAGGAAGAGCGCAGCAGGGAGGCGUCGGACACACGGGAGGAUCGCUGCGAUCGCGCCAACAUCCGACGUCGGGUGAGCAAUCCUGGACGAGGGUCCUCAUCAUCAUCAUCAUCAUCACGAGAAACGGACAAGAAUGUAAUCAACAUCAGCGACGGAGAGGAAGAGAAAGAGGAAGAGGAAGAGAAAGAGAAAGAGGAAGAGGAAGAAAAGAAAGAGGCGGAGGAAGAGAAGCGGCCGCAGAAGAAGUCGAGGCGUCAGAGGGAGCUGGAUCGCCUGCGCGGGUGGGAUCAGUGGCGCGAGGACGAGCAGAAGCGAAAGGAGGAACUCCAGCGCAGGAUACGCGAGCGGCGCUCUUCUUCCUCCACCCGCUCCGGCGAUGACAACUGA